Messenger RNA from Staurois parvus, 1005 nucleotides. Lineage: Eukaryota; Metazoa; Chordata; Amphibia; Anura; Ranidae. The record is from the annotation of a GenBank genome assembly.
AUGCCUCUGGGCCUUGGACGUAGAAAGAAGGCUUCUCCACUAAUGGAGGAAGACGAUGUGGGGGAACGCACGGCAUUAGGAGUGUCUCAGACUGGUGGUGUGUCAAGUGGAUCUCUCUCACCUCAAGCCCCUGGUCUCCCUCCUCCUGCUCCUGCCCUGAGGCCUCGGCUGGUGUUCCACGCUCAGCUUGCACAUGGGAGCCCCACUGGGAGGAUUGAGGGAUUCAGCAAUGUGAAGGAACUCUAUGCUAAGAUUGCAGAGGCAUUCAAUAUAACUGUUGGAGACGUGAUGUUUUGUACGCUGAACACUCACCGCCUGGACAUGGAUAAACUUCUGGGCGGUCAGAUAGGACUUGAGGACUUCAUCUUUGCUCACAUACGAGGACAAAAGAAGGAGCUUGAGGUGUAUAAAUCUGAAGACUCUCUGGGUCUUACAAUCACUGACAACGGUGCCGGUUACGCAUUCAUCAAGCGAAUUAAAGAAGGCAGUAUUAUACACCGCAUGCAGCUUAUCAAUGUUGGGGACAUGAUUGAAUCUAUCAAUGGGAAGAAUUUGAUUGGUAGUCGUCAUUUUGAAGUAGCCCGGACCCUGAAAGAGUUGCCUCGGGGGAGGACCUUCAUGCUAAAGCUCUGUGAACCCAGGAAGGCCUUUGAUAUGAUUGGACAGCGUUCCAGCUCUUCCGCUAACAGUUCCACUAAUAGUUCCGCAGUAUCAUCGGGUAGGGGAACCUUACGUCUCAGAGCCAAGGGGCCUCCCACUGUGGAGGAACUGGUGUCUGUCAUUGAGGAGAAAGCCAUCCAGAAAGUGGACGACCUGCUGGAAAGCUAUAUGGGGAUCAGAGACCGUGAACUUGCUGGCACCAUGGUGGAGUUGGGCAUCGACAAACAGAACCCCGAUGACUUCUCACAGGCACUGGACCGCACACUAGGGGACUUUGCCUUUCCAGACGAGUUUGUAUUUGAUGUUUGGGGAGCCAUAGGUGAUGCCAAGGCUGGACGAUACUAA